Molecule: messenger RNA, 786 nt
Organism: Drosophila persimilis
Lineage: Eukaryota; Metazoa; Arthropoda; Insecta; Diptera; Drosophilidae
Exons: 4
Coding region: 198-455 (85 amino acids)
Source: RefSeq, a predicted model, not a curated record
CUGAAGAAGGGAGACCGCAGAAGAGAGACUGCAGAAGAGUGACUGCAGAAGCAAGCUGAUGCAGUGCAGGGCUGCCGAUUUCGCUUUUUCUCCCUUUUUUACUGCGUGAAAAUGUGGCAGGUUCAUCAUUAUAUUUGAUCGAUAUUUGCCAAUACCUCCACCAGCGUACAAGAUAAUUUUGAAACGACGUGCGACGUAUGUACGUGCCUCCCAGGUGCAUACAUUACCGACAUCGUCUUGCUUCAUGCACCAUGCUUUACCCCAUCGACUUUCACCGGCUCUUUCAGGAAUACCUCUUGCGUGCCCGCGGACACCGAUAUGCCCACCAUCGUUUACCAGCGCGUUCACCCUUCUGGCCAUCCGGAUCAUAUGCCGAAUCAAACGCUCGAGACGAAGGACUUACAUAUGUACCCAACGAUUUGCCACAAACCGAUCCGAUUCCCCCCGUCAUGUGACGUCCUAUCCAAGUAUUACCGAGGACAAACCGCCUAUCCCCGCCAGACAGAUUCGUAUCCCAGCAGGACAGCAGCGCACCCAUUGCAAGACCCGAAUCGCACAAGCCAUCGUCAUCCUUUGACCUGGCCAUCGACAACAAGGACUUUGACUAUGGCAACCAAGGGAUUGGGGGGCAACUAGACUGCAUAGAUCUCGUUGUUGUUAGGUUUACGGAGAUACGCGUCCAUAUAUUAGGAUAGUAGAUUCAAAUGUUCUCCACUUGUAUAUAUAUUUAUACUAACGUAUCCUAUGCUAAGCUAAGAUCUGAUGAAUAAAAUGAUUGAAAACUCA